AUAAGCAACAUGUGGUAUUUUUGACUCAUAUCGAUCUGUCAAGGUAUGUGUAUGUAGAUAAACGUAGGGAACGUCAGGUUGUUUUUAUCUAGCCAAUCCUUGCUGUCGGGGGUGUAUUUUGAUAUUUAUUUCGUGAGAAACAAUAGUGGUGCAAAUUUCGGCUUGCGCUUUAGGUUAGGUCCUUUUAGCGCAGCUUUCGAAACUGUGCGAAAUCAGUGCGGAUAUUCUGAUAUCGACUUUUUUGCGAGAGUGCCGUAAGUUGGUGAGAACAGCUAGAGUAGAGGUCGUCGCGACGCGUUCCUUUUGAAUAUAAUUGCUAAAAGUCCGGGUUUUCGAAGCGCAUUGUAUAUAUUCCAGACUUUACGCGACGUACUACAAGCUAAGCUUCAUUUUAGUCGAUAUUUUUGCUGCAGAGUGGUGUAAUUUCGCAGAUGGCAUAGAAAUUUUUUGAAUAAUCAUUUAAAUUCGCGAGGUAAAUUGUUUUUAACUAUCGGGUAUUUUACCAAAGUAUGGUGUGAUGAGGCGUGAGAAGGACGACAGACGUGAAGUUAUGAAGAAGUUCACAUUUAAAGGCGUUCUAGACAAUUUCCGCAACUCUGUUGCUCAACCCUCCAGACAAGAUCAAGAGAUCCAAGAAACUCUCAAAUCAGAUCACUUCCAAAUUAAGAGGACUUUUCGUCAUGGCUUCCCUUUUCAACCAACCGCAAUGGCGUACGAUCCCGUUCAAAAACUGUUGGCUAUAGGUUCAAAAUGCGGCUCUCUCAGGAUAUUGGGUCAACCGGGAGUCGACGUUCAUGUCCGACACGAUAUGGAUGGUCCCCCGGGCUCUGCUGCCGUCCUCCACCUCCAAUUUCUCGUCAACGAGGGAGCACUUAUUUCAGCAACAGCAGACGAUACACUGCACUUGUGGAAUUUUCGACAAAGGAUCCCGCAAAUUGUACAAAGUCUUAAAUUCCAAAAGGAUAGAAUUACCUACAUGCACCUUCCCUUACAGUCGAAAUGGCUUUAUGUUGGCAGCGAAAGAGGAAACGUCCAUGUAAUUCAAAUAGAAAACUUCAAUCUUUCCGGUUACGUAAUCAACUGGAACAAAACUAUUGAAGCGUCUCGUAAAACACAUCCCGGGGCAAUAGUACAUUUAAGUGAUAACCCUUUAGACGCUAGUAAAUUGUUGAUAGGUUUUGAUUCAGGUCAAGUUGUCUUAUGGGAUCUUAAGAAUAAAAUGGUCGAUAUGAGGUGGUUAACCAGUGAAUUAAGAUCUAUCUCGUGGCAUUACGAAGGAAAACAAUUUAUGUGUUCACACACAGACGGAACUUUAACCACGUGGAGCUUGAAAUCACCUACUAAAUAUAUUCAUAUAUCACAACCUCAUGCGAAAUUUACCAAAGACGGGAAACCAGAGCAAUGCAGACCUAUUUCGAAAGUUGAAUGGAAGACGUCUAGAACGGGGGAAUAUUACGUGAUAUUUUCUGGUGGAAUGCCUUAUGACCAAGCUAGUAGAACACCUUGUAUAACAGUUGUAUAUAGUAAAACGACAACAGUUCUAGAAAUGGAACAUAAUGUUAUCGAUUUUAUCAUACUUUGCGAAUCACCUUAUGCCAGUGAGCUUCAAGAACCUUACGGGAUCAUCGCUCUCCUCCAAAACGAUUUGGUGAUAAUGGAUUUACAAACUCCGGGCUUUCCAUGUCUAGAAAAUCCUUAUCCCAUGGAUAUUCACGAAUCUCCAGUAACUUGUUGCAGUUAUUUGGCAGACUGCCCCGCCGAUCUUAUACCCGCUUUUUAUUCAGUAGGAAGAGCGGGAGCAAUGAAAAGAUCGGGUUUUUCCGAAAUGGAUUGGCCGGUUAGUGGUGGCACUUGGCCGGCCCACGCAUGUACGUACGCCGAAAUAAUCAUGACGGGGCAUUCCGAUGGGAGUAUAAAAUUUUGGGACGCUAGCGCCGGUACUUUACAAGUAUUAUAUAAAUUGAAGACUGCCAAAGUUUUCGAAAAACCCAAAGCUAGAUCGUUAGAAUCGGAAGAUGAACCUUUCGCUAUUGAAAUAAUUUCCUUGUGUCCGGAAUCGAGGAAAUUGUGUGUAGCCGGUGCUUCGAGUCACGUCAUACUUUUUACGUAUAAAAAAACGGAUAGUUUCGAUGAGGUAACGGUUUUAGAGAUACCUAUCACGUACGAAGUACCGGAUGAAGGGGAAAUAUCACCAGAUUGUCAAUUUUCUGGACCUGGGAGUGCUGGAUCCGGUAACAAAUUGGAUAUGUUGGAUAUAGACAGUAAAAGGGACGGUUCAUUACUGAAGGUAAAAACCGGCAACCAAAAGAAACUUCCCGGUUUUCAAGCUCAGCUAGUUUGUCUAACUCCGUGGAAUAAUGGGGAGCCUCCUAGUCACAUUUCCGCUCUAACCGUCAAUAGUUCAUACGGGCUUAUGGCGUAUGGAAAUGAAGCUGGUAUUGUGAUAAUAGAUAUAGAACAGAAAGUGUGUCUUUUGAAUGUCGGUAGUCCAGAUAUGUACGGAGCUCAAGAUCCUUAUUCCCGUGUACCGAGAAGUCCGAAAAAAGGUCAGUUAGGAGCAGAAACUGGAAAUGUUUAUUCCGAUAAAGAAGAUAGACAACCUCGAAGUCCCAGCAUAGAUCAGAUGGGAAGAUCCCCAGAAAGUCCAUUUUCCUUUGCCCCUUGCCCCACACCUGUAGAGCAAGCUUGCGAAGCAGUCGAAGAAGAGAAAGCUGUACCUAUACCUCAAAAUCGACGGAAAUCUUCGACUUGGAAAGGGUUCAAUUUAAAGCGCCAAUUAUCAAAAGUCGAUAUCAAAAUUAAAAAUCCCCUAAAAGAAAAAAGGGGAAGUAUAUUUUACAAUGACGUUACCUCGUAUCAAGACAAUUUUGACAAUCUCGAAGAGACUGAAACUUCUCCGGAAUCCGAUGAAAAUACCAUAAUAGACAAUCAAAGUGUCAUAGAUCUAUCAGUGAAACAAGAAAAUCAAGAGACAAAUAUUACAAAUAUUAAACGUUCUGAAGAAGACAUCUUAAAUUUGUCACCCGAAGAAGAACCAGCCGUUCCAUUUUUAGUUGGGUCAUUAGGUAGUUAUAAUGAGCACAAUAGAAAUAAACCUUCAAUUUCGAGACCUGAUAAUUUAGAAUUGACGGGAGAUGAUGGUUCACCCGUAAGACCACCGAGGCACAAAAAGAAACAACAAAUAGACAAAAGGGACCAACGAUUACUCUCUGUGCCUAAUAUCAAAUUCCAGAAGGCAGACGCUCAGAAUUAUAAAGAUUUGAGGGACAAAGAAGAAGUGAACGCGACCAGUCCUCAACCCACAUUCACCGGAAAUCUCAUGAGACGUUUCAGAGAUACAAGCAUAUCGAAAGUUCUUUGUAAUUGUGUAUCAGACAAGUUAGAUAGCUCGUUCUCAAGAUCGAGAUCGUCGUCGAUGAGCUCCUUGGAGAACAUCACAUCAGAAUCGAUACAGUGUUUAGCGUUCGUCGAUUCAUACACCAAAAAAUCAGAACCAUCAACGCUGAUGCCGACGUUAUGGGUAGGAACAAGUCUAGGAUCUGUUAUAACAAUAUAUAUAACACCACCAGAUGUCGAUAGCCGUUCGUCCCAGCCCGUGGUGGUGUCGUUAGUCGGAGCGACGAUAUUCAGAUUGAAAGGUUCAAUAUUGACAAUGUCGUUUUUAGAUUGUAAUGGCUCACUGAUACCCUACUCAUUCGAAUCGUGGAAGGACGAACAGAAAGAAAAGAGAGACAGAACACCAACUAGAAAUAAUUCACGAAUGAGUCCAACUUUGAUUGGAUCUGAUGCUAUUCGAAAUGACAAUUUAUCAGACAGACAAUUUGUGGUUAUGGCUAGUGAAAAACAAGCAAGGGUUGUAGCUCUUCCGUCUCAAACUUGCGUCUACAGGCAACAACUGGCCGAUACCGAUUUCGUAGUCAAAGCAGAAGUUAUCUCUAUGAGAGUUAACGUAUGUUUAGCUUGUUAUAUUUCAAACGGCCAUCUUACAACAUACAGUUUACCGAGUCUGAGACCUCUUUUAGACAUUGAUUUUUUACCACUUUCUGAGCUUAGUUUUCAGACACAAUCUAACAAAGGCAUAAUAGACCCAAUGUUAUCGAUUUGGGGCCAACAACUCAUUGUUAACGAGGAUACUGACCAAAUCACAAGAACCUUCAACUUCAGCAACAGAGGUCAUGGUUUGUACUUGGCGUCACCUUCAGAAUUACAGAAGUUCACCUUAUGUGCGGAAUUUUGCUCAAACUUAACGGAAAUGAUUGGCGAAUUAUUCCUACCAACCGAAAUGCCUGAACCUCCUAAAGAAGGCUUCUUCAAAGGAUUAUUCGGAGGUGGAGUUAGAUCUUUAGACCGCGAAGAACUAUUUGGUGAAUCGAGUGGUAAACCCAGUAAAGCUGUAGCGAAACACAUUCCUGGUAACAUGCCUGAACUGAGUCAGCGAGCGACUACUGCCAUAAGCGACGUCAGUAGAGCUCACAAAUUGAUGAUGGAAAGAGGAGAUAAACUCAAUCAAUUAGAAGAUCGAGCGGAAAAAAUGAGAAACGAAGCUGAGAAUUUCUCGUCAUCGGCACACGAACUCAUGCUCAAAUAUAAGGAUAAAAAAUGGUAUCAGUUGUGAAGUGCUUAUACUAUAGAUUUAAUUUUCAUAAGCGUGUUAAUAUUGGUAAAAAUGAAUGAAUUGUACAGAUUUUCGUACUAGGAUUGUAGUAUUUAAUAGUUUAUAGAAAAAAAGAGUAAGUGACAAAUCAAUAUAAACAUAAUACGAGGAUAAUUAAUUAAUAAUGUCUAAGGGAAUUUAUUUUGUUUAACUUUAAAGUAUUCGUCGAAAAUUAUUGGAAAAGAAACUUCACAUAUUUUUUAAAAUAUAGUCCAGUCAACAACGGCGAUUCAUCCAAAGUUGUAUAUGCACGAUUUGUGCUUCCCGCUGGUUAGGGGUGAAAACUCACCCAUUCCAUUCCAUUUCAAAUGAAGAAAUAAACAUUUUAUAACAUAAAUAAAUGGAUAAAAGAAAGGUAGAAGUGUGAAAAAUUGGGGAAAUUGUACUUAUAAGUUGUUUUUUUCAUCAAUAUCGUUUUUUUUUCGAAAAAUCGUAUAGAAACAAACAAUUCGGUGAAAAAACUAACCUAACUUUAUGUGGAAGUGGGUCGAACCCAUUCGAUUAAUUGAUAUUUUUAAUAACUUUUCUUAUUAUUCCGGCCCAUUUAAGAUAAAAAUGAAACUUAAGCUUAAAAACCAAAAUUUCAACACUUUUUGACCAAUGAAAAAAUCCAAAAACCAUAAAUUACCCGACUUGCCUCUGAAAACUGUACUUAAAAAUUGUUUUUUUUAAUUAAUAUUGUAUUUUUAUUCGAAAAGUUUAUACAAAAACAAACAGUUUGGAAAAAACCUAACCUAACUUUAUUUGGAAGUGUGGUCGAACCUAUUCGAAAAAUUGAUAUUUUUAAUAAUUUUUUCACAUUUUUCCUGCACAUUCAAGAUAAAAAGAAAGCUUAAGUUUAAAAACCAAUAUUUCAACACUUUUUUAACCAAUAAAGAAUCCAAAAAAAAACCAUUAAUUUUCCGAUUUGUCUCUGAAAACAGUACUUAAUUUUUUUUAUUAAUAUUGUAUUUUCAUUCGAAAAGUUUAUACAAAAACAUACAAUUCGAAAAAAAAACGAACCCAACCUAAUUUGGAAGUGGGAUCAAUCCUAUUUUUUGUCAUAACAAAUUUUUCAAGCUAGGUCAAGUUUUGUUCUUUCCGAAGAACAAUAUGACAAAUUUUUGAGUAAAAUGUUAGGAAAAAAUAGGAAAAUUAUGAUCUCUGAAUUUUCUUAUUAUCCAAAUUUCUCUGUUUUCAAACUUCCAAACUCACUUUUUACUUUAAUGCACCGAAAAUAUUAACAAAAUGGAAAAAAUCUUGAAAAUAUCAAUUUUUCGAUUUUUUGUUACCAAAAAAAUGGUAGUCACCAAACAUUUACCAAAUUGAAAUAGUACAUUUUAUAUUUUAGUAUGCAAAUUAUAAAUUUUUCAACAAUUCAACCCUUAUAAAAUCCAACAUUAAGGCUAAUUUUAAAUAAAAAAUCAUUUUUGAUAGCUUAAAAUAUCAACAGAAGAGUUACCAACACAACGCACGUUUCGAUAACCAAAUUAUCAUCUUCAUAGACUAAAGGUAAACUAUAAUUUACUACGCUCGUCAAACAGUGUAAUUGUAAGUGUUGGUGUCGUAACCACUUACUAUUUUCGACAUUUUUCCACAGUUUCGACUUAUUAAAAUUCGAAAUAAUUUCGGAUAUGAUGCGUAGAUUUUCCAUAUUUUUGAUAUAUUGGACAUAUCAACUCCGGUUUAUAAUAUCUAGAGGUUUCUACGCCGCUCUGAUGAGACGCAUUAACAUAGAAACUUGUCAGCAAUUACGAUCUUUAUUUUAAACGAUAUUUUAGAAGCUAGUUUUUCGAAUAUUGAUAAAAAAGAGUUUUUAAGAAUUGAAAAAAAAAAUUAAGAAAAUAAUAUAUACUUUUGAAAUUGUGAUUUAAAAAUUUUUUUGCAUAUAUCUUUGGAACAUACACUUAUUUGUUGAUGAAAAAUAUUCAUUUUCAUGGAAAAUCUGUUGGCUCAAAUUGAUUUUUCCUUUGAAACAUAGUUACUUUAUUUUCAUUAUAAAUCAGUCAAUUUUUUGCAAAAGACGUUUAUCAUAGUUCAUUUUGAACAUUUUUCAAAGCUGUAUAAGAAUGCUCCUGAAUAUUUUCUACAAAAAAUGGAAAGUUUUACUAUCAUUUCACCUUGAAAUGUCUCGAAUUUUUAACUGUGAAUUGAAUUUUUUAUUUAACGAGGCAAUUUCUGGUCAAAAUAUCAGCAGUUUUGAUAGGGAAUAGCUAAAAAAUAUCUUAUGGGCUUAUUUUGCAUUUCCGAGAGAAAGUGGCACUCACCCCCAGGCUAAAAUACACAUGGACAUAAUAUAACUUUUGAACCUUGAGACAAUUACUACUUCGAGCCUGAAAGCUAAAUUCCUCUGUUGAAUGGACUAUAAGUAAUUUCGUUGUUUGUUCUAUUUUUGUACAUAUUUCAUACAAAAAAAAUUUCUCAUUUUUAAUUGUAAUAUUAUUGACUUGUCACCUACUUUCAUUAGACCAAUAGGCAGAAAUUUAUUUAACUCUGCUUCGUUUCCUAUUAAAUGAAUCGACUUUAUUUUGUCUAUAAAAAAUUGUUUAAACGUCCACAAAAUCUAAUCACAAACACUCAGUAAACAUAAUAAAGUUUAAAAAAUAAACACAAGUCCAAAAACCAAACUACAGAUACAGGAUUGGAAUAUAAUGGGGUAAUGAUAUAUUUCAACCCCAAAGUCUAUUAUUAAAAUCAGUAGGAACCUAUAAAAACCACAUUUUUUCGGAAUAUCAUCUCUCUAAUAAAAAAUAUAUCAAAUUCCAAUCAUUAUCCUGAAUUUUUCAAUAAAUGAAGUUUGCAAGGACAAUUUAGUGCCCUCGAUAUUUCAAUGUUAUUUUUUUUUAAAUUUUUGCUCAUAUAAAAAAUAAAAUAAAAUAAAUAAAAAAUAGGUUGAUUUAUGCGGCAGUUAUGAGGAAUAUAAUUAAAUAAAUUUGAUUUUAUAUGCAAAUAUUGGGAAAAUCUUUCUAAAACAGUAUUAAAUUCAAAAAGACGGCCGCGAAUAAUAAAUUCAUAUAUAAUUUUUAAUAGCUGUUUAUUUCAUUUCAGUUUGCUGAAAUCAGAAAGAAUUGCAGUUCAAUAAGCAAUAUCAAUAAAAUAUUCAAAAUUUUUUUCACAUAUUCUAUAACGCUACAACUAUAAAAAUUUUUUCAGUUAUUUUGAGAUUUAUUGAUGAAAAAUUAAUUUUAACUUAUUAUCGUUAUAAAUUAUAAAUUAUAAAAAGAUAGGCUUCCAAAAUUCACUCGUCGAGAAAAAAGAAAAAGGUCAACACUGCUUUCAUUCCGGACGUUAGCGACACAACAAACUUGCAGAUCAUAUUUUGUAUAUUUAAACCUUUCCCUUGUAUGACACUUACGGAUGUCAAAUGUCAAACGUCAAUGAACACGUUGGUACUACUGGUAACAUGGAUCGUCUUCUACUUCUUCAUGCGUCUCUUGGGAUUUUUGGAACAGUUCUACCAUUCGGAUAUGUAUGUUUUUUAACAUACGCUUCUCUUAAUACUAUUUGCCAAUGACAUCUGAGGUUUUUUUCCAUUAUAAAUUAUAAAAAGAUGUCAAUGAUAAAGAAAAUUAUCAACACUGCUUUCAGUUGGAUAUUUAUCUGUUUAAUCCAGCCUUUGUUAGUGCUCUGAAAAUAGCACAAAAAACUUUUGCUGAUCAUAUUUUGCAUGUUUGAACUAUCCACAUCUGACCAACAUCUUGCGGUUGGUCAGAUGUCAAACGUUAACAAACGCAUUAGUACUAUUUGUAAUGUAGAUCGUCUUCUACUGUCUCGCGCUUUUCUUUGGAUCAGUUGUCUCAUUCGAAUAUGUAUGUUUUUUGACAUACACUUGUUUUUUUACCAGAUUUCACAAAAAAAUGGACUCAUAAAGUGAGUCACUCAUUUUCAUACUACCAUCAAUAUAGUUUCUUUGGAAAAAUGACUAUAAAUCAAAAAUCAAACGUGCUACUGACUGAAAUUAAAUUGAAAAUAAAUCGUUUUUUACUCGCCAAAUGUAGAAGAAGGGAUUAAACUCCGCAGUUUCCUGAGUUAUGAUUUAAUUUCUGAACUUUAAUAGACAUAUAUUGUGUACUCUCAAAUAUGUUACCUUUUUUGUAAGUGGUUACAGAAAUUACAAUGCUUCACUUUAAUUCAUACUGAUAUGACAUUUGAGUUGUUAUUUCGUUAUGAGAUUUGGGCGGGAAAUUUGAAUUAAGAAAUGUUAUAAUAACCAAAAACUAGAGGUCACUUUUUAAGUUAGACUAAACAGAAUUUUCUUAACCUCGUAAUUUUUUACAUUGUAAACAUGUGUAUAAAAAAUUGAGGUUAUGGUUGUGAAAAUUGCAAAAUAAUCUAGAAUUUCUGAAGGAAUAUAUAUUCUUAGAUCAAAAUAUUCAAAAAAAGUUAUAAACAAAAUAAAGUAUGUUCAUUUGAUAUCUGUUUAUUUGCCCGUUGGUCUAUUCCUGAACUUCUUAAACUUAAUGCAAAUUGUGAUAUUCUAUUCUGUCUGUAAGGACAGAUUGCGAUGACUUUUAAACUACCUUAAAUGAUUUAUUACUGUCUUAAAAAAAUUGUUUGGGUAAGGUAACCUCGAAAAUUUUUACUAUCGCUACCAAAUAUGUCUAUAAUCAUGAAUAAUCCACAGGUUAGAAUAAUAAAUUAGCAAGAUUAAUAGAUUUUCAUAUGAUAUUUCGUGAAAUUUGAUUAAAAACUUGCCCAUUAAAGUUACUAGUACCAAAUCCUGCCAUUGGACAUUUAUAUUGUCCUCUUCAAGCAGAGGGUGUUGAAUAUCUUGGAUUUAACUAAUGAAUUCUUACAAACUUGCAGCAAAACUUUCUUUUUAGAGCCAUUUUAAAAUUGUGUUGAAGAUUGGUACAGUGCUGCUGUAGCAUAGGUAUCCCAUAGGUUUCAAAACUCUACAGCACAUAUCUUAAGAUAUGGAUUGGUAUUGAAACGAAAUAUCGAUUCAACAUACAAUGUUGUCUGAAAGAUAUUAACGAAAAAAAAAUUAUUCGGAAUUUAUACAACACUGAAAAAAGUUUUGUACAUAAACACUGAUAUAUAAUGUGAAAUACUAUGAAAUGUCUAGUUUUCGUUAUGGAAAUAUAAAAAAUUCACAGUAUUAAAAAGAUGACAUGACUUAGAGAGGAGUCAGUUUUGGGCAAGCGGUGAUUAGUUGUCUUAGCUCGACAAAAUGCCAGCGUAUUCUUUCAACCUUGUUGUGCAAUGUUCAACAAAGCACCAAGUCACAGAGUUACGCUAAACUCCAUACAGUCUCGACGUAGAUCCAUGAGGCGUUUGGGUUUUCCAUAGAUUAAAAACGACAUUCAAAGGACACCGGUUUGAUAAUGGAUUAUUAUUAAUAUUCCGAAGAAAAAUUCGUGAACUAAAUUCUAGGACUAUAUCAGGAAGUGGAAAAACUGCUUGGAACGUGUUAUUGAAUCAAAUGAAGGGUUCACAUUUAGAGAAUAACUCAAACUUCGUAUGUACAUGACUAUGAUGACCUAUUGAAAAGGGAUAAUGCCUAUCAGUUGAUAAGAAUAUUAAUCCCUAAUAAAAAGCAGAAUUGAUUAAGUUUAAUGAAUCAUUAAAUUGAUCUAAUUAAUAUUUCAAAUUCCUAACCUAAAUGUACAAUCAUCUGUAUAGAACCUGUGUAUAUCAUAGUCCUUUAUGCAAUUUUUGGUAGCCUAUAAAAAAUUUUCUUCUAAUACCAUUUUGUGCUGAAAAUUUUUCGUUUAUAAUCUUGAAUUUGGAAAAAAUACCAGUUACCAGUGUGGUUUCUCAUUUACAUGAUUUGACUUGGAAGUAUUGACGAAAGUUUUGUUUUUUCAGUCAUAAUAAAAACACUGUUUACUACUCUAACUCUAUUACAUUGGUCUUGGUUAUGAACUAGUUUGGCUUGAAGAACCAGGUAAUGUAAUUAUGGAUGUUGAUCUAGUGCUAGAAAUUUCCAAUCAUUUUGAAUCUUUUUUAUGAAAAGAGCGAUCUUUCCCCGCCUACUUAUUCUUCUUUCUAACUCUAGCUCUAAGUAGUAGUUUUGCAUAUUUCCUAUUUUUACACAAUCUCUUUCUUUCAUAUUCGUUAAUAACUUUUUUCGUUAUUCUUAAUAAACUAAAUCAAUUUUCUCCAUUUUAUAAUAUUGAAUUAAAAAAAAUUGAUUAUUUCCAUUCUGAAUUAACUCUUCACUACCCUACGCUAACACCCUAUUACAUUGGUCCUUCGAGCCGGAAAAGAACCAGCUCGAAGGACCAGACAAUGUAAUGGGAAAUGUUGAUGUAGUUGUGUAGUGAAUAGUAUAUUCAAUGAUUCCACAAAUUCCUAAUAGUUUUAAAAUAGGCUUUUAUGGAAAAAUGAAGUAAAAAAAUAAUUUGGAAAGGAAAAUCUUGCUCUUCUUAAUUUCAAGCUCAUUUUUAUUAACAAAACUUUUUGAUAUUUCAGUAAUCGAAUUUUUUCUCCGUUUUUAGCUAUCGAGUAUUUUCUCUUUUUGUACAAUCUUCUUUUCAAAUUUCAUAUUUCCCAGAGAUUUUUUUUAUUAUUCUUAACAAACUGAGUUAUUUUUUCCCAUUUUAUAAUCUAGAAUUUACGAAAAAAUGUUGUUUCCAUCAUUCUGAAUAAACUGUUCACUAACACUAUUACAUUGGUCCUUCGAACCGGAAAAGAACCAGCGAGCUACAGCUUAAUGGACCAGAUAAUGUAAUUGGAAGUGUUAAUGUAGUUGUAUAUUAAAUAAUAUAUUUAAUGAUUCGAAGAAUUCCGAUUAGUUUUGAAACAGUUUUUAUGUAAAAUUUGAUGACAAGAAAUCAUUUUCAUCAAGAAAACUUCACUCUUUUUUAUUCUACUAUGAUAUUCUAGUAUAAGAAUUGUUUCUCAGUUUUCAUCCAUCAGGUAUUUUCUCUUCUUGGACAACCUUUUAAGUUUCAUAUUUGUUAAUAGAUUUUUCGUUAUUUUUAACAAACUUAGUCAUUUUACCCAAUUAUAUAAUCUUAAAUUGAAAAAAAUCUUUUCAUAAUACUGAAUAAACUGUUCAGUACCCUAUAUUAACACACUAUUAAAUUGGUCCUUCGAGCCGUGUUAUGAAUCAGCUACUUCCGGCUCGAAGAACCAAAUAAUGUAAUUGUUGAUUUCCAAUAAUUUGUAUUUAUGUGAACUUUGAAGUGAAGAAAUUAUUUGGAAAGCGAGAUCUUACCCUUCUUAACUUCCAGUAUUUCCUCUUCUUGCACAAUCUGGUACAAACAAAAAUUGUUAUUUAGAUAAUUCUCAAUAAACUGCUCACUUCCCUACACUAACACACUAUUACAUUGGUCCUUUGAGCCGGGACAAAACCAGCGAACUACGGCUCGGAAGACCAGACAAUGUAAUUGGAAGUGUAAAGGUAGUAGGUAAUGAAUAAUGUAUUCAAUGAUUUCAGGAAUUCCGUUUAGUUUAGGAACAUUUUAUGUGUAAAAUUUGUAGUAAAAAAAUCAUUUGGAAUGGGAGAUCUUGCCUCUUAUUAAUUCCAAGCUCAUGUUUCUCAACAUCAAUUUAAUAACUGUCUUUUGUUCUUUUUCUCUCCCACUCUGGUAUUCUGGUCUUCAAUUAUAAUUGUUUCCACGUUUUCUGUCAUGGAAUUUUUCCUUUUGCACCAUCUUUUUUCAAGUUUCAUAUUGAUUGAUAGUUUUUCAAUUAUUCUUAAUAAACUAAGUUAUUUUUUAUAUUUUUUAAUUUUGAAUUAAAAAAAAAUGUUUCGAAUAAAUAUUUCACUACCCUACACUAACACACAAUAACGUUGGUUCUCCGAGCCGGAAAAAACCAGCUACUUACGGCUCGAAGGACCAGACAAUGUAAUUUUAACUGUUGUAGGAUUCCAAAAUAGUUUUAUGGAAAAUAUAAUUUGGAGAGGCAGAUCUUAUUCUCUGUCCUUCUUUUGCCCCAAUUUUUCAACAAAUUUUUUUCUUCAAAUUCCUUUUUUGCUAAUGGUGUUGGAAAUAUGCCGUUGAAAUUUCUUGUAAUUUUUGAUUUUUAUGUCCCACUAUUUUCGAUUUGUGAAGUUAAUGUAUACAGGGCGAAAUGAUAACACUUAAUUUAUCUAUAACCUUCAGCAAUCGUUAUUAAAGACCACGGGCCUUAUAUAAUUUGUAUAACUCUAUUAAGGGUAUCAUUUUAUUGAGUAAAAAUACGCAUAAAAGGAACAAAUGUGGAAAUUUGGUUUAAAAUAUGCAAUUGAUCAACAACAAGAUACCCAUUUCAAUGAUUUUCCAUAUCAUAAGGGUAAUUUUCCUUUACUAUAACGAUAUAGUUCGAGAAACUGAGUUAACUGGUAAUUUAAUUGUUAUUUCGCAUGUAUAUAAUCCGCUGUAAUUGUAGAAAAAGAAGUAGUGAAUGUAAAUAUGUACUAAAUUUGUUCUUUUUAUCUGAUGAAAAAAAAACAUGUUAUAAGUAUUUGGAAGACAAUAAGGUAUGUUUAAAAAGCUAUUUUUUCAACGGUACAGCUUCUCUAAACUUUUUUUUGUUAUUUUAAUUAUUAUAGAUUAUUUUACAGGAAAAAACCAGUUUUUUUCUUGCUACAUAAUUAUUUAUAUCGACAAAGUAAAAUGCAUAUCAGUAAGACUAUCACAUGAAGUUGUUAAUUUCAGAUUUUUAUCCAUACUGUUGAUACAAUUUAUAGUUUAUAUUAUAUAUUUCAACAAUAAAAGAGGUAUAAACAAAGAAAGCUGGUUUUACAAUUAUUAAAUCGUAUUUUUUGGAAAACUGAUAUUUAUUUAGGCAACAAAACAUACACUUGCCACUGAACAAAAAUUUAAAAAUCGAAAGUGUACAUGGAAAUUACAUUCUAAAUAUUGGCAAACAUGUGGCAUUAGUAAUGCUUUCAAACAAAAACUAUAUAUGUGUAACAGGAAUCAUCAGUCGAAAAUUUGGGGAAAUAACAUUCAGAACGUUGGCAGCUAUGUGGCAGUAGUUAUGGUAAAUCUAACCAAUCAAUAUGGAAUCAUUACUUGUGUAUCUGGGGAAAUCAUAUCUUAAACGUUGACAGUCGUGUGAUAUCAGUAGUGACAAUUGCAGCUGUUGAACGAAAACUAAGUAAAAGAAAGUGUAAUUAGAAUCAUUAUAACAUUCUGAAUUUUGACAGAAUUAAAUACUGAAAGUGUUAUUGGGAUUAUUACUCGUAUAUCUGGUGAAAUUACCUUCGAAACGUUGACAGCCUUGUGAUAUCAGUAGUGACAAUUGCGAACAUUAAACUAAAACUGGGUAUUGUAAGGGUAAUUGGAAUCAUUACUUGUAAAUCUGGGGAAACUUUCGUCAUUCUUGGGAGCAUUUGCAGCGUUGUCACAUUAUUCAUGGAAUAUGGAAAUUAAUAGAAAAAGCUGAAGCAAAUUUUUGACAUUAACGUAUGAAAUUUCACAAUAUAUUUAAAGAAAACUACAAAAGUAUAUAAUUUUCUUCUAAUGUAGAGACGAGUUUUUACUAUUUGUGUUUUUUUAUCAAAUUUAUGAACAGCUUUCACGAAAUAAGAAUUACUACACUAAAAAUCUACUCAGUUACUAUAUUUUUUGAUAAAUAAAUAUGAAAAAAUGGAAACACGAAAAAAAUAAAAUAGGUUUCGAUAUUUUCGAAAACCAAAACUAGCAUUGAAGGAAUCAGUAUCCCGUGAAACGUUAACAUACUAAGAAAAUAGUUUAUUUAUAGACAAAUAUACAAAAAUGUAUUUUAUAAUCUUGAUUUAUCAUAAAAUAUGAAAAUUGAAUGUGUAAAAUAAUUUAUCUAUUGGGCCAUUCGAAAAAUUGAAUGAAGAGAUGCAAACUAUCCAACAUAAAAAGUAACUAAAACAAUAAGGACCCCCAGUGACUCGAACAUAACCUAUAAAUUCCAAAUAUUUUAACAUUUAUCGAGUAAUCCUUGUCAGUUGUUACCCGUUAAAUAAAAUCCAAAGUGUCAUUCUAAAUGUUGGUAACAAUGUGACAUUGUUUUUCAGUGUUGCAUGAUUUAUAGUUUUCAAAAUUAGGUAAUUAAGUCAGUAGAUCUUAUUUUGGUGUUUCUCGACAACGAUGUAAUACAUCCAUCAUAUCUUCGGAGUCGGUUGUGAUAAUGCAACUCAAUAAAGUAUGAAUAUCCAACGUUUAAUUUGAAUAUUUGUUCGUCUAUUAGGAAAAAUUAUAUUCUCAACGCUUGGCAACUAUGUGGCAUCCUUCUUCAGUGUUACUAUUAGGCCUGAUUUUGAAGAAUAUCUGUCAUAUAUUUGCAUCGAUAGUGAUAAUGCCUUUGAAAUAGGGUCUAAAUAUUUAACGUUUAAUUUUAUUGAGUGAAAUUAUAUUCUGAACGUUGGUAAUCAUGUUUAUUUUCAGUUUUGCAAGAUUUAAUUGCUUUAAUGCAAUUACGCCAAAUCUUAUUUUUGUGAUUCAAACAUUUUCAAAUUUUGGUGGAAUUGGAUGUAAUAUAAUUAAGUUAAAAUACAAAACGUGGAAGCGAUGCUAAACUUUCGUUAUAUUAUAUAAUUGCAAACUCAUCUAAAUAAUGUUUACUAUCAGUUUUAGAUAAAAUUAUCAAAAAAUUAGUUCUUAGAAAGAUAUUGAGACACAAUGAAAAUCAGUUCAUUCCACAAGAGGAUAUUCUUGAUUUUAUAUUUUAUUUAAAACUUUCAGCUUUAUCAAUUUCUUGAUAAUAUAUGUUGUCUAAAUGAAUAUCUGUUUAUCCAGGACACAAUUAUACGUUUUUAUUGGAACAAUUGGCUUCACCAUUCUUUCCAUAUUUGCAAAUGAUAAAUGCCGAGAAGGCCUAACGCUUUCUAAUUGUUUAAUGUCUUCCUAUUUCCGCAUUUAUAAUAUAUAUUGCCAAAUGUACCUAUAACCGAUUGAAAAUCAAAUAAAUAUGUGAAUAUAUGUUAGUAUCCUAUAGAUACCAAGCCGUAGGUAGAUAAAAAAGAAGAAUUCGGUUAGUGACAGAAAUAAAUUUUAUUUUCCUAUGCAUGAAUGAGCUGACACAAAAUAGCGUACAGCAAAGACAUUAUCCUACAUUUUUUUGUCUUAUUAUAAAAAUUGUGUCUCUCAUUCAGAUCUCUAUAAGUUAAAAAAUAUAUUUUUAUAUAGGGUGUACCAAAAAAUCAAAUCUUGAGCUCGGAAGCUAGCUCAAAAACUGUCACAUAUAUAAUUUUUUAUCUAAGAGUUUAUUGUGUAUUCAUUUAAGAUUGAAACUGGGAAUUUUUUGUGUUCUUUUUUCGUAUUAAAAAACUUAUUGAAAUCAUCUUACAACAACGGUUUUACCCGACAUACGAAUUACUUUUCAGCUUAUUUCAUACUGUUAAAAAACAUCAGUUAUUCUAAAUUAUAACAACCUGUUUUACCUACUCUAAUCUGUGGUAGUAAACUGUAUAUUAUUGAAGUAAGCCUUACCAUUGCAACAAUAGAUAGCGCAAUGUAUAUCUCUAACAGUUAAUGACAGUUGGACUUGUGCCUAACCUUUAAAACAUACAGUUAUCAAUAUUUUCUGUUGUGUUAAAUUUAUUUUCUUCAUAUUCAAUGGAGUUUUACUAUCAAAUGAAAGCUUUUUAUUUAAAAACUCUAUGUUGAAUUAAUUUUACAUGCUUCUCUCUAAUUCUACUCUACACAUUUACCUUAUUUUCCUUCGCCUUUCAGUCCACCUGGUUUCCACUCUAUGAGUAACUUAGUUUCAUAUCCGCUUUUCUCUCCACGUUUUCAGACUAGACUAGUUGUUAAUCUUUGAUUAUUAUAUAUUUGGUUUCCAUGACAUUUCUGAACUGAAAACUUCGGUGGACGAAAUCUAGAGAACGAUCAACUCCAAGAUGGGAGUAGAAGAUUGGCAUCAAAGAGAAAUGUAAAGGACAAGAAUAACGAAUAAUUUUAGGGGAAUAUAGUGUAGAAGAAGGUGUUUCUGAUCCUCUCAUUUGUGAUCGUUUUCAUUCUGAUUCUUCCCAGUGCUUCUCACCAGAAAUCAAUUUUUUCAACUCCCAUACUCAUUUCUACUUUCUCUAUAUUCUUCACAGUAGUAUUGUAGAUUCUGUUUUCAAUUGUCCCCAUGUUUUUAUCGCCUUUCUCGUCAUCACUUCUGUCUUCGACUGUUUCAUCCAAUGAUAUAAUUUGUUUGGUAGAUUCAUUUCCAGAUGUUUCUAGUACUUUUUCACCACUUUCCACUAUUUAAUGAUUUAAUUUAUUUUUGUGUAAACAUGGUUUUAUCCAGAUUAACUUCUAAGUCUCACUUUUCAUAUCGUUAUAAAAGUUUUUGGGUCAUAUACUCAAUAUCUUCAUCAUUUUAUGGUAUCCCCACUAUGUAUAUCUGGUUUGUAAAGCUCAGGAUGUAAUAUCUCUCUACAUCUCCUCCCGCAAUGAUUAUCCUUCUGUAAAUUCUGUUUUUAAUUGUCUCUAUUUCCAAGUAUUCUCUUAUUGCCUUUCUUCUCAUCAUUUCAAUCUUCAACUGCUUCAUCCAACGAUAUCCUUUGUUUAAUAGUUUCAGUACCAGAUUUUUCUAGCACUCUUUGAUUCCUAUCUACUAUUCAGAAGAAUAACUUUUGGUGUGUGUGGUUUUAUCCAGAUUGAAUUCCAGGUCCCACUUUUCAUCAUUAUAGAAGCUUUCGGGUCAUAUAAUCUUGCGAUAUCACUACUACUCCGCAAAGCUCAGGAUGUAACUAUUGUUUUUGAAAAGCGAUAAACCCUUUAGUUUUCCUCCCUUAAUAAUUAUUCGAUGAGUAGUUUUAACAAAACAAUGUUCAACUUCUCUAUUUUUGAAGCACCCAUCGUUUAUCGUCUUUUCUUAAUUUUUUUCUUCUAUUUUGAUGAUUAUCCCUCAAUAAAACAGCUAAUUCUUAGUGUUUAGGUAACUUAAUUUCCAAUCCGCGGGUUGUUAUUUACUAGAAAUAUUUGGAACAAUUUAAUCCAGUGUCUGAACGUGUCACAUCUGUAUUUGAUAUAUAUCUCCAGGUUUAGAAUAUUUUCGUUCUUCAGAAAACGUAUCUCCAACUUUUUUUCUACUAUUUUCAUUACUGUUUAUAUUUUCUUAUUUUUCUUCAUAUGGUUUUUAUUAUUUUCCAACUUUCAGUAUCCGUUGUUGCUUGUAUAAAUAUGAAUGCAGUUUUUUCCCAAACUUCAUAUUAGAAUUGGUGUUCUGUUUUUUGCAACCAUAUCCCUAAUACCUUCCACGAUGGUCUCAUUUCUCCAACAGGGUUUCAGUGUUCUCAUUUUUAUAUACAAUUCCCAGCUGUCAUAGUUAAUCCUGAAGCCUUUCUACCCUUUCAGGUGAAAAGCAUGCUGAAGAUCAGUCAUAACGUGGCUUCCCUUUUCCAUAGCAGUUUUCUUUCUUUCCUAACUUGUCUUUUGUUUUAUUUCCUGCCAUCUUAUUCUUUGAUUUUUCCCUACCAUCUUAAUUUUUUCUGUCCAGCUCCUUCUAGGUCUUCCUUUCUUUUUUUGUUAGUUUGUGCUUCAUAUAUCUUCCGUAUUAAUCGUUUUCUUCCAUUUUCAUAACAUGGUCAAACCAUCUUAAUUGUUUUUCUUCGAUUUUGUUUUUAAUUGGUUUUAAAUUAAAAUUUCAUCUUAUAAUUAGUAAGUAGUUAUUCCUUAUUUCGUCGUUUCUCGAUUUAUUCUUUAUUUUUCUUAGCAAUCUCAUUUAUGUACUGUAUAUUUUUCUGUGUAAGUGUCUAUGUCCCUGAUCCGUAUGUCAAUAUGGGUGUGGUUAUUUUUUUUAUAUUUCUGUUUUUAUAUGUUUUGGUUGAUCCCUUUUAAAGCUUUUGACCAGGUCUAUAUUUGAUUCUUCUAAUUUUAUGUGUCUUCUUUCGGUUUGCUUUCAUCGACUUAGUUUUGUGUUGGUCUAUUUUCAUAUUGAUUAUCACUGUCAUUGUAUAUUUUUAAGUUGUAUGAAUUCUUAUACUUAUUGAGUUCUUCUGAGUUUUUUCAAAAACAGGGUUCCCUCUAAUUUUUUAGCAAAUUUGAGAUUGAAAAACAAUUCAUAUCAAUUUACCAAGUAUAAGGGUGGUUAUAGAAAAAGUCUAUAUUUUACUCGUCCAAAAUAUUUUUUAAAACAUACUAUCAUUAGUUACAAUGCUUUUUAUUGUGAUUAUAUAAGUGGUUGGUACACCCAAUAAUAUUCAAUAUAUUGAAAACGCUGUUGUUUUUGAUUUUACAGAAUUUAGAAGUGGGAACAAUUGUUAUAUAACAUUAAAAAUAUAUUAUUGUAUAAAUAAACAUUUUGCUUCGUUCAAAUAAAAAAGUCCUAUGUUUUGUGAUAAUUUCUAAAUAUUUAGUUCCCAUUUCAAUUUAACUUGUUAAGCUAUAUUAGUAAAUAAAGAAAGUAUAUUACUGUUCUAUUAAUAAACGAGAAUUUGUUUAUAA
Diorhabda carinulata is the source of this 18921-nucleotide messenger RNA. It is a transcript of the gene Tomosyn, whose product is annotated as syntaxin-binding protein 5. The record is from RefSeq and is a predicted model, not a curated record. The transcript is spliced from 22 exons. Gene Ontology annotation, biological process: regulation of exocytosis; regulation of protein secretion. NCBI's taxonomy places the organism in Eukaryota, Metazoa, Arthropoda, Insecta, Coleoptera, Chrysomelidae. Bases 518 to 4615 code for a protein of 1365 amino acids. Gene Ontology annotation, molecular function: myosin II binding; syntaxin binding; GTPase activator activity. Gene Ontology annotation, cellular component: plasma membrane; SNARE complex; cytoplasm.